Chelmon rostratus (copperband butterflyfish) is the source of this 846-nucleotide messenger RNA. It is a transcript of the gene csmd1a, whose product is annotated as CUB and Sushi multiple domains 1a. The transcript has 7 exons. The coding region runs from base 1 to 846 and encodes 281 amino acids. NCBI's taxonomy places the organism in Eukaryota, Metazoa, Chordata, Actinopteri, Chaetodontiformes, Chaetodontidae. The record is from RefSeq and is a predicted model, not a curated record.
AUGGGUAUGGUGAAUGCGGUCGAAAAGGAGAACUCAAGGGCCUCUCACAAUAUCCUGCAGUGGAGCCCGUUGCUACUGACUUACGCCACUGGGGACGACCAUUGUUUUAUCCAUACUUGCGGAGGCACUUUAAAAGGGAGGAAUGGGACGAUAGAAAGCCCCGGGUUUCCAUACGGAUAUCCAAAUGGAGCAAACUGUACCUGGGUGAUUGUUGCCGAAGAGGGGAACAGGAUUCAUAUAGUUUUUCAAUCUUUCGCUGUGGAGGAGGAAUAUGACUUUUUAUCUUUGUAUGACGGGCAACCACACCCGGCCAACUUCAGGACAAGGUUAACAGGAUUUACCAUCCCUCCACCUGUUACCAGUUCUGGCUCCAUUUUUUCACUGAGGCUUACCAGUGACUUUGCAGUAAGCGCUCAUGGAUUUAAGGUAGCUUAUGAAGCACUCCCUGGGCACUCAUGUGGAAACCCAGGGAUUCCACCCAAAGGCAUUCUGAAUGGUACUCGGUUCAACCUAGGGGACAAGAUCCGCUACCGGUGCGUCACUGGCUAUGUGCUGGACGGACAUUCACUCCUCACCUGUGUGACCAACGCAGCCGGUGUGUCAGUGUGGGACUUCCCUGUGCCAAUCUGCAGAGCGGAGGACACGUGCGGCGGCACCCUGAGGGGCUCCAGCGGGCUCAUAUCCAGCUUCGACAUCCCCAGCGGCCUUGGCAGCAGUGGGGAGUGUAAGUGGACCAUUCUGGCAGAUCCGGGGGACACCAUCUCCCUGGUUUUCACUGAAUUUCAGAUGGAGGAGAAGUCGGAUUAUCUGGAAGUUGAGGGAUCUGAACUGCCAACCAUCUGGUGA